Letharia columbiana is the source of this 3558-nucleotide messenger RNA. RefSeq lists its product as uncharacterized. Gene Ontology annotation, molecular function: zinc ion binding. The record is from RefSeq and is a predicted model, not a curated record. Lineage: Eukaryota; Fungi; Ascomycota; Lecanoromycetes; Lecanorales; Parmeliaceae. Gene Ontology annotation, biological process: regulation of transcription by RNA polymerase II; rDNA heterochromatin formation; silent mating-type cassette heterochromatin formation. Bases 1 to 3558 code for a protein of 1185 amino acids. The transcript is spliced from 3 exons.
AUGCCAGAUCAUGGGCCUCUCAGGGGAGCCGCGUCUUCUCCAGCACCACCCCGGCCUCAAUCUCAGCCUUCAGGACCGUCUCAAAGCUCCGACGAUGUCACCGUACGCUCAAUGAGACUCAAGGUGCUUUACUCUUUCGACAACGAGAACAAGACGAAUUGCUUGGCACGAUGGCCGCAGCCUCUCGAUAUUCGAACAGCAUAUCUCGAUGAAAACACACAGAUUGGGGUCAUCGAGUUGAAGACAUGCAUCCAAGCUAUUGUGGCUGCUAGCCCAGAAUUAGUUGCGGCGCUUGGCCAGGAUUACACCGUCUAUGCGUACGAUUACUCAGAAUACGAGACACCUCUUGUCGGCCAAGGGAUGCUUUCAUGGGUUCUUGCAUCUUCGUCCUCGACGCCUUCCGCUCCCGCUCACCAAUCUCGCACUAUUGUCACUGGACGUGUCUGCAAAAAUCUUCUUGGACUGUUCUCCAGCAAUUCACAAGAGACCCUUGAAGUAAAGUUACGCUUAGUUCCUGUGCCAACAUCGCUGCAGAGCGAAUACAUCGAAAGCAUGAAGAAGUAUAGGGACAUAAGUCAGAUGAUGCCUGAAGGUUUCGACCCUCAAGCUUGGACGUUAUUUGUACAAGCAAACCCUGCUAUCUGGCAGCUUGCAAACAAGAGCCGAAGUCAGUCUCCAGCGGUGGGGCAGGGACAGAUUAGUGGAUUUGGCAUUGAACAUGUGCAGCGGCUGCUAAGUGGCGAAGGCUACCGGCAAAGAAACAUCGAAUCGCAAAGCACCCAACAGGCAAAACCGGAGCCACAACGUUUAGCACCUCAGAACAACAACUAUGCAAUCUCCGAUGCAGCACGGCAAAUCCCUCGGAUGCCGAGCCCGGCUUCAAGUAUAGCGUCCGCAGCGACGAAGAAGAGGAGAGGGAGGCCUCCAGGUCCCAAUCCCAGAAAGAGCCGUGUGAAAACCGCUACUAGGCAGGCUUCUGUGGAUACUAGCUACGCAAGCAAUGACGAGCGAUUUGAGGAUGGACCAAAUAAGAAAAGAGCAAAAAUCAUGCAAGCAGAAUGGUCCGGCAACACUGAUUUUGGAAGGCAGCCAGAGUCUCUAAGGGUUGCGGCAAGUACUGCAGCAUCGAUACGGAUCCAUCAGCCGACUGCAGUGCGUCCAAACAACAGCCUAGCCAAUUCGCUGGAGGGUCCGCCAAGAGUGCCCACCCCAAUAGCUGAUGCUUCAAAUCGCAUGCAGAGACCUCAGCUGCCCGUGCCCAUAAGCAAUCUUCGCCGUGAGUCUUUUGCUAUUGCCAGAAAAGAUUAUGCUUCCCCGUAUGAUCCCGUGGGUGCGAAUGUGAAGUUAGCGGAAUCUGCGAUGACAUCUCCUGAAGCAAGUCAAGCCGAGAGUUCACCGGUGGAUAUUGCGUCGUCUCCGCCCGUUUAUCGUGGGACUUCGACGUGCCCUUCGAGUCCGAAUCAGACAACUCAAGCUCGACACUUUGAAGAUUCGGGGUUUAUGAGUGGUAACAUAGAUGAACUUUUCGAAGAUGACGAGACGCGGCCCGUUGAUGAUGAAGACCUUGACGUCGCAGCUCAAUACAGUAAACGUCCUAAUCUAUCAGUGCUUCCUGCCCAGGAAGAGCCAGCCGCUCAGCUUCCAGAACCCAACACUUCUCAGCAAAUUCGCGACAUUCAACAGCCGACUGCUCCUCAUGAGCAGAAUCAGCAGCUUCACGGGCUUCAGCGGCCGGAUAUCCUCUCUCGGCAGACUCAUCAGCCUUACGAGCUUCCGCAGCCUCAACAGCAAGAGGGCAACGCUUUUACGGUAUCUAGGAAGCCUGCUAGGGGCGCAGCAGGUCUUAGUCGGACGGCGUCCUCGGGAAACCUGGCUCUGCCACCAAUACACGCGAGUGACCCAAUUCGGCCCACUUUGAACCGCUCACAAACCUGGUCCGGCCGUCAAGCACCACAUCCUGCUUCUGAUAUGACACCUAUUCCUCCUGUAAUGGAGACAACCGAGAGACCCGUGCCAAGACUUAGAAAAGGCAGUGAGAUCGGGACUGGUUCUGGCGUUAGAAGAAAACAAGCCAUUCAGAGCAAGUUGGCUUUGUCUGUCGCUGCAGGGGAGAUGCCACCUUUCUGUGAAAACUGUGGUGCUAUCGAAACUCCAACAUGGAGGAAAGCGUGGGUCAAGAUACACAGCGGUACGCCAGAACAUGUCGUCAUCUCCGAAGAAGAGGGAGGCAUCAUUGCAUGGCAAACUCUGCAGACAGAUUGCAACGGGAUCAUCUGCCUCUACAGGAUCGUCAAGAAGUCAGUGCUAAAGACUGAUGAAGGCUUUACCGAAAUCCUGCUAUGCAACCCUUGUGGGCUUUGGCUGCAUACUCGUAAAUGUAUGCGACCAAAGGAGGUUUGGGACAAGACACAAAAUGGUCCUGACGAAAAGCGAAAACGAGGGGCAAAUGGGAAGAGGCACAGGGCUAACUCAACAUCUGACCAGGCAGCGGACGCCGCACCUAAUGGUUCAGCUCUGCAUUCUUAUGAUUCCUCGUCAGCAAACAACGGCGGACAAACCGAGUGUGGAGAGGCAGAAUCUCAGCUGCCGCCUUUCCAACAUCGAAGAGCAUCUAGCCAGCACACAAUAUCGCCCCAGGCCAAGCGCAGAAUUGCAGAAGAAGCUUCCGCGGUGGCGGCACUCGAAAGGGCUAUCAGAUCCUCUCCACACAAGUUUCGGGGCACUGAACAUGUCCCUAUCGACGUAGAAGAUCUCACGCCGCAGCCCACCAGACGAGUGCUGUUCCCUUCGCCAACCCUGUCUGAAGAUGCCAAAUCGAAACGUAAUUCAAUUGUCGAGGUCAGCGGUAAAGGACGCCAUCAAACUCCUGGCAAGUUGUUUGAAGAUCCUGAUAAUGACCAAGCCGACAAGGAGAAUUGCCCUCCUGCUGAGGAUGAUGGCCUAGAUCACCUCUUCACAGAAGAUCCCCACCUUACCCGUGCCACAACUCCGACACCUACCAGCUCAAGCCGAGCACACACCUUCAAGACUCCAAAGAGGUCACCCAACCGGCUUCCACCAACGACGGGCGACUUCUUCUCUUCCGCCGCCAAAGCACUCCUCCGCGCUCCUAACACGCCCAAGCGCACUCCGACCAAGGAUAUUCAACCACUCGGAGAGCUGACUCCUUUUACUGCCCACCUCAACCAACUGCUGUCCGACGCGAAUAACGGCAAUGGCAGUCCCGGGUCCAAUGGUUUCGAUUUCCCCUCUUUACCUUCCUUGCAUAAUACACCUGGCCGUCGUACCAUGGAUUUCGACUUCUCGCAAUUCGAUUCUCAGGAUCUUCUCAGCACCGAUGUUCCAAUGCCCAGCAGUCCGCCAGCCUGGUUCGGCGUAUAUGAGGAUCCGAUCGAGCAUGGUGCUGGAUCGCUGUGGGGAGACUACGCGCUGCCUAAUUCGGCUUCUACUCCAUCAGACGAUGAGGAGGAAGUCAAUGGCGCUAAGCGACCAAAGACUCCAGGUCUGGUUGUUGAUGAGAAUGGGAGAGCAAGAAUUGACUUUCAAGCUAUGACAUGA